Leptopilina boulardi is the source of this 987-nucleotide messenger RNA. RefSeq lists its product as uncharacterized. NCBI's taxonomy places the organism in Eukaryota, Metazoa, Arthropoda, Insecta, Hymenoptera, Figitidae. The transcript is spliced from 2 exons. The record is from RefSeq and is a predicted model, not a curated record. The coding region runs from base 81 to 794 and encodes 237 amino acids.
AAGCAUGAAACACUUAACAGUUUCUUCACUACUGUCUAGAAAUUUUUACUUGGCAGUCAAGGAGAAAAAUAGCAUUCAAAAUGAAAUUGAUUUUCGUCAGCGUAAUUGUUCUGCUUGCAGUUGAUGGUUUAACCGCUCAAGGUGGUCCAGGUGGUGGAUUCGGUGGUGGUAUGGGUGGAGGACCAGGUGGUCAAAGUGGAGGAGGAGGUGGAAUGUCUAUGGGUAUGGGAGGAGGAGGAGGACCAGGUGGUAUGGGUGGAAUGUCGAUGGGAAUGGGAGGAGGAUCAGGUGGAAUGGGUGGCCAAGGAAUGUCGAUGGGUAUGGGAGGAGGAUCAAGUGGUAUGGGUGGCCAAGGAAUGUCAAUGGGUAUGGGAGGACAAGGUGGUAUGGGAGGAGGAUCAAGUGGUAUGGGUGGGCCAGGAAUGUCGAUGGGUAUGGGAGGACAAGGUGGUAUGGGAGGAGGUGGUAUGGGAGGAGGAUCAAGUGGUAUGGGUGGAUUCGGAUUCGGAAUGGGUGGACAAGGUGGUAUGUCCAGUAGAUCAAGUGGAGGAUCCGGAGGACAAGGAGGAUUUGGUUCGCAAAGUAGUUCUAGUGGGCAAGGUGGAGGAUUUGGAAUGCAAAUGAGCUUAGGUGGUCGAGGUGGUAUGUCCGGAGGAUCAGGUGGCAUGGGUGGAGGAUUUGGUAUGCAAAAUACUUCAGGUGGGUCUGGCGGUAUGUCCGGAGGACCUGGUGGUAUGGGCGGUGGAUUUGGAAUGCAAGGAGGAUUUGGAAUGCGAAAUAGUACAAGUAGUUAAGGCUUAACGUGAAGAGGACAAUAUUGUAUCAACCUAGAAAAUGAUAAAUUCACCACUUAAAUCCAGCCCUAUUAGAAUUAUAAUAAAUAUAUUUCAUGUAAUUGAAUUUCUAAAACAGAAUCUAAUUUUGGAUAUUUACUGUCAGUUCUUCAUCUCUUUGUGUUUUUAAAUAAAGAAACAAUUUUUAACCAAA